Messenger RNA from Merops nubicus (carmine bee-eater), 293 nucleotides. Its product is annotated as D(4) dopamine receptor-like. Gene Ontology annotation, biological process: adenylate cyclase-activating adrenergic receptor signaling pathway. The record is from RefSeq and is a predicted model, not a curated record. Gene Ontology annotation, cellular component: membrane. Lineage: Eukaryota; Metazoa; Chordata; Aves; Coraciiformes; Meropidae. The transcript is spliced from 2 exons. Bases 2 to 229 code for a protein of 75 amino acids. Gene Ontology annotation, molecular function: dopamine neurotransmitter receptor activity, coupled via Gi/Go; G protein-coupled receptor activity.
CAUGAGGGUGCUGCCCGUCGUCGUGGGUGCUUUCCUCUUCUGCUGGACACCUUUUUUUGUGGUCCACAUUACCAGGGCUCUCUGCAAGUCCUGCACCAUUCCCACCCAAGUCACCAGCACUGUCACUUGGCUGGGUUAUGUCAACAGUGCUCUCAACCCCAUCAUUUACACCGUGUUCAACGCCGAGUUCAGGAACUUCUUCCGCAAAGUCCUGCACCUCUUCUGCUGAGCACUGGCGGCGAGGAGGAACCACCAGCCUGGGUUUUGUAGGGUCAUUAAAGAGCUGUUUCUGC